UCUUCUUUUUUUUCUGUUUCGAGGGUUUAGGGUUUAUAUACAACACCGCCAAAACUAUAUAUCCCCAAACAAAACCCUAAUUUAACAGAAUUUCAAAAGCCUCAGAAAUGGCGAGUUCAAUUGCUUCUCAAUUACAAGCGAUUAAGUCGCUGAUUAAUGUCGAUACAGAGGCGCCGCAAAAGCGUCCCUUCACUCGCCCUUCUAUAUUGUUUAGUCCGAAAGAAGCUGCUGAUAUUGACCUCGAAUCACUUCUCAGCAUCGCUCUCUCAGGAUUGGAAGUUCUUGAAAGUAGAGAUGGAAGAUUUGAGAGCUAUAAGAAUAACUUGUUUAGUCAUAAGAGUAGAGAAAUGGAUAGGGAGUUGAUGGGAAUAGAGGAAAAUAACCAAAUCAAUUUGUCGAUUAGUUCGUAUAUGCGGUUAUUGUCAGGAUAUCUUGAAUUGCCUGCUGCUUUGAAGACUCUAGAGUACUUGAUACGUCGAUACAAGUUACAUGUGUACAAUUCGGAAGAGCUGAUUCUAUGUGCGCUGCCGUACCAUGAUACACAUGUGUUUGUCCGUAUAGUGCAACUACUGGACACAGGUAAUAGUAAAUGGAAGUUUCUCGAGGGUGUUAAAAACUCGGGAGCUCCACCUCCUAGGCAGGUUAUUGUGCAGCAAUGUAUUCGUGAUCUGGGGGUUUUGGAUGCAUUGUGCGAAUUUGCUCUACCAACAAAAAAAAUGCAGCCAUCAAGGCCAGUGAUGAGAUUUUGCAUAGCAGUUAUCAUUGAAGUCAUUGGUUAUGUUAAUGUAGUAGAUUCUAAUGUUGUGAAGCGGAUCCUUCCUUAUAUAGUUCAUGGACUUCAGCCUAAUGUCAAAGUGGAACCUGAUCAUAAGGCUGGUGCUUUGAUGAUAAUUACCUUACUAGUUAAUAAGGUUGCAUUGGCCCCUGAUCUCGUGAGAAGUUUAAUUCGUUCAGUUGCUGUCAUAGCACGAAAAGAUGCAACAGAAACAACUGAUCUACAAUGGAUUCGUGCGUCAUUUAUGGCACUGAUCAGUCUUGUUCAGUUGCAAGCUGUGGACAUGCUCCCCAAGAAGGUUGUGGACUCCUUGAAGGUGAUCAGUGAUUUGCCGGGCAUUCUUGUGGGUCUGACAAAGGAGUUCAACAUCGAUAAGUUUUUGGCUAUUUUAUUGGAGUCCCUCCUUGAGUAUAGUCCUGCAGAUGAUCUUUGCCAUCGUUCUCUGAUUUCAGUCAUUGAGACAGUUCCUGCUAAGGGUUUAGUUGGCCACAUGGUUUCUAAGCUCCUUCAUACCUGUGUGAGGUUGUCCAAGACUAAAAAUGAAUCGGCUUCACUUGAGUCAGGAAGUCGAUUGAAGGAAGUGUUUCUUUCCAUUAAAAGGAGAUACCCAAGUGAAUUACGUGGAGCUGUUAACUGUUUCUUGGAGUCAAAAAAAGAGGAUUCCAUGCAUGAAGUUCUGUGUCAGAUGUUGGACGGAAAGCAGGAUUUGUCAACUUCUGAUUUUAAACUAUGGUUUGCACUUGAACAUCCCAAGGCUGAGGUUCGCCGUAUUACACUCUCCAACUUUGAUACAGAUAGUCUUCUGAAAUGCAAGGAUAUUGAUUUACAGAGAUUUUCAACUAUCCAGGAUGCAGUCUUGCGCAGGCUACAAGAUGAUGAUCUAAGUGUGGUUCAUGCUGCUCUGAAAUUAGAUAGAUUGUCGGAAUUAAUUAAUUCAUCAUCUCUACUGGAGGCACUUCAAAAUGUGUUACAAAGAUGCAUAAGCAAUUUGAUGACACGUUCCCCCGAUAAUACCUCUCUAGCUGCUGACGUCGCCUUACUCUCUCUAGAGCAUGCUAUUCUAAAUUUUCAUGAUCAAGAAAAAUAUUCGAGACAACUUGCUGGCAUGCUUUUUCCUUUGAUUCUAAUCAUUCCGAAGAUGCAAAUUUUGAAUGUUAGAGCUAUAUCUUUGACAAGAGAAGUAAAAUGGCCUCUCUAUGCAAAUCUUGCCAGUAUCUGCCAUCCACAGAAGACUUUAAAACAUGAGGACAUAACAGCUCUAAAUAUGGAUACUAUUAGUGGUUUGGCGGACACAUUUUCAGUGCACCCGCACCCUGAGGAGUACAUGACUUGGCUGGUUGAAUGUUGCAAUGUGUCAGAUUUGUCAAAAACAUUAUUCUUCUUGGUUUUACUGCAGUCAUUCACGAGACUGAAGAUUGAUGUUUCUCAAUUAUUCACACUGUAUGAGGCAUGCUUUCCAGCUCUGAUAAUUGAGUGGAAAUCGCUAGAGCAUGUUGGGAAUCUGGAUGUAACUGAGUCCACCUCAAAACUGCUGGAUCGAGAUUGCAAAACGUUCCUUGAUAAUCUUUUUGACACUGAUCUGAAAGUCUUGAGUGCUAAAAUAUUAAGGUCAUUAUUCUGGAAGUUGUCAGAGGCAAUCAUCACAGUAGCACCUGAAGACAUCUCAGAGGAUGAGAAUAAAAAGUGGCUAUUCACACUGCAAGAUACAUUUACUUUCUUUGCUUCUCAAUCAAAGCCAGUAUUUAGGGAACAUCUUAAUUAUUUUGUUAGAAAGUGCAAGAUCUCUCCGGUCCGAUUUCUCUCCAAACUUUUUACCGGUGAAGGUGUUUCUGUUGCUGUUAAAGUCGAGAGCCUUCAUUCUUUUGUGCAUCUUUGCUCUCAGUUAGAUGAGAGCAUACUUCUGCAACUACUUGCGGAAUUCCCCUCAGUUCUUGUUGCAGUGUGCAGUACUAAUCAGGAUGUGCGUGUUGCUGCUAUGAGCUGCAUCGAAGGGCUGUUCGCAUUAUGGCCACAUGUUACUAUUUCAGGAAGGAAGAAUGGGAGUGCAUUGGGGAGUCAGUUUCUGGGAGAGCUUUUAGGAUUACUGAUUCAGCAAAUGAGGCUGAUUGUAUCAGACGAAAAUAUUCUCCCCUCGCUGUUCACAAAUCUGCUAGGCACUUCCUGUCAUAGCAUUUUAGUUUCUGAGAGUGUUGGACAGAGAUUUGAGAAGGCUGUAAAAGAGGAUAUAACGCACUACCUUGUUACAUCUGCUCUAAAACUUUCAGCUUAUGGAAAGCUAAUGCUUCUAACUUUGCUCAAAGGAGUUGGGAGUGAAGUCAUGCAUAUUAAAGAUGUUGAGUUAUUGCUUGAUGAACUUCUGAACCGUCGCCAUCAAUUUCACCUUGGAAAUGAUCAAUUCUGUACAAAGUUGUCAAAAACUGAAAUUAAUACCAUGUGCCUUUUGCUGGAGUUCUGUAUGAUGCCUGUUCCCUCGCCUGAUGGUUUUGUUCAUGUAGAUGGAAUACUGAAAGCUUUGGAGUUUGAGGGUACAUUCUCUGAAGACCCUGCUAUUGUGCAACCUUGUAUAACUGUUUUGAAAAAUAUCAAUAGUUCCUUCUUCGAAGGUUUGAAGAUAGAGGCCCAGGAAUUACUCUUCAAAAGCCUCGUGGUCCUGUUUCACAGUGCACAUGUUGAUAUACACAAUGCUACCAGAGAGGCACUUUUGCGGAUUAAGAUUUCAAGCUCAACUGUAGGCCUGGUUCUUGAAGUUGUUCUGAAGAAGGAAGGUUUCCCAAAUAAACCUGCUCAUGGAAAGAAGAAGAAGAAAUCAUCAAGCCAUCUAAAUUCUGGCCAACAUAAAGAUGCAACCUUGAGAUGUGGAGGUGUAGUUACUUUUCUUAGUUCUCUUCUUGAUGUCAUCCUACUGAAGAAAGAGAUUUACAACAGAGCAUCAAUAUUAGGGCUAUUGUUUCAACUUCUUCGCUCACUAUUUAUGGAUGAUUAUUGGAUCAAUGUUACCAAUAAUGAGGAGAAUUAUACCCAAGCUUCACCUGAGGUGUUGCCGACUAGUUCCAGCUCCUUAUCUUAUGUUCAACAAUCUUUAUUAAUGAUUCUUGAGGAGAUUAGUGCUUCACUCAUUACAUCCUUGCCACAAAAGGAUGAGGUAAAGUAUAGUUUUGACGUGGAACUUUUAGUCAAAUGUGCUCGUUCUUCAAAGGACGCAGUAAUCCGCAACCACGUGUUCCUGCUGUUAUCAACUAUUGCAAAGGUGGUUCCAGACAGGGUUUUGGAUCACAUACUAGAUAUUCUUACUGUUGUUGGGGAAUCAGCAGUGACACAGGUUGACAGCCACUCGCAAAAAGUUUUUGAAGAUCUUAUAACUGUCAUUAUUCCAUGUUGGCUAUCUAAGACCGGAAACAUCGAGGAAUUGCUACAGGUUUUUGUGAGAGUUUUGCCUGAUGUUGCUGAACAUAGAAGACUUUCAGUCAUUUCCCAUCUUUUGAGAACUCUGGGAGAAAGUUUUAGCUUAGCUUCUCUUCUUCUCAUCCUUUUCCGGUCAUUGGUUACGAGGGAAAACAUCUUCCUUACAGAUAGUCGGCAAUCAUUGGAUGGUUUAACUACUCGAAUCCGUACACAGUGGGAGUAUGCAUUUGCAUUGCAGAUAUGCGAUCACUAUUCAUGCAUUAUCUGGCUUCCUUCCCUUGUUAUGGCUCUUCAGAAGAUAGAAACAGGUACCUGGAGAAAGGAACUUUUCUUGGAGUUGCUAGUUGCGGUGCAAUUUAUUUCUGACAAGCUGGAGGAUCCUGAAAUUUCUUUUAAGCUCAAGUUUGUGGAUAAUGCGGAUGAUAUUCAGGGAACAGUUGAGGAACUCACAGAACAGCUUGUUUCUCAUUUGCAACUGGCUGAUUCAAGAAGAAAACAGAAUGGUCUCCCGUCUUCCAUUGGAAAAGAAUUGAAAGAGCGCAUACGCUCAAUCUUGAAAAAUAUUACAAAAGGGCUACUACAACUCCCUUCAGCGUACUUUGGAGUUGUCAUCAAAUUACUGAAUCAUGCUAAUUAUGAUGUCAAAAGAAAGGCCCUUGGGCUUCUUUGUGAAACAUUAAAGGACACUGCAGUGAAACCAAAGCAUGAGAGAAGGGGGAUUAAUAAUGGCGCCAGAGACUCUUGGCUUCACUUAGAUGCCAGUGCUUUGGAAUCCUUUAACAAAUUGUGUUCAGAUAUCGUAAAGCUAGUUGAUGAGUCUGAUGACAACUCAAAUGUAUCCUUAAAACUCAGUGCAGUUUCAGCUUUGGAAGUUUUGGCUAAUAGAUUUCCGUCAAAUGAUUCAAGCUUCAACCUGUGCCUUGAACCCAUCUCAAAGAAUAUUCAUUCAGAUAACCUAGCUGUAUCUUGUAGCUGUUUAAGGACAGCAGGUGCUUUGAUCAACGUUCUUGGUCCAAAAGCACUCUCUGAGCUUCCGUCUAUUAUGAGGCACCUAUUAAAGAGUACUCAUAAUAUCUCCUCAUCUACUGAUUAUAAAUCUUCAGCUUUAUCAAAUCCGAAGGAAGCUCUCUUCAUGUCUGUACUCGUAACUCUUGAAGCAAUCAUAGACAAGCUUGGUGUUUUUCUUAGCCCUUUUAUUGGAGAUAUAUUGGAACUUUUAGUCUUGCAUCCCGACUUUACUAAAAUUGCUGACCCAAAGUUGAAGCUAAAAGCAGAUGUAGUAAGAAAACUCAUUGUUGAAAAAGUCCCUGUUCGGCUGUUACUUUCUCCCCUUCUAAGUAUAUACUCUGAAGCUAUGAAAUCUGGGGAUUCAAGUUUAUCAACUGUUUUUGAAAUGUUGGCAAACUCAAUCGGUACAAUGGAUAGAUCUUCUCUGGGUGCCAACCAUGUAAAAAUAUAUGAUUUGUGCUUGGUAGCACUUGAUCUUCGUUGUCAGAAGCCUGCUUCGAUUGGGAACAUCAAUGUUGUUGAGAAAAAUGUCAUAAACGCAAUGAUAAUUCUAACUUUGAAACUCACAGAGACUAUGUUUAAACCUCUUUUCAUAAGAAGUAUUGAAUGGUCAGAAUCGAAUGUGGAAGAAGGUGAUAGAAGUGGACUGAACAUUGAUAGAGCUAUAUCUUUCUAUGGGUUGGUGAAUAAACUUGCAGAAAGCCAUAGGUCGCUAUUUGUUCCUUACUUCAAAUAUUUGUUGGAUGGUUGUGUACGGCAUCUUAGUAAUUCUGCAGGAGGAGAUGUCAGCCUGAUUCGGAAGAAAAAGAAAGCAAAGGUCGCGGAAGAAAAUAAUAGUGAAAAGGGUGGAAACGGAACACUGUCUGUUGAAAUGUGGCACCUCCGCACGCUGAUUUUGUCAUCGCUGCAUAAGUGUUUUCUAUAUGAUACUGGGAACCUCAAGUUUCUUGACUCUUCCAAUUUCCAGCUUCUACUAAAGCCCAUUAUAGCGCAGCUUGACAUAGAACCGCCAAGAUAUAUAGAACAGUACACAGACAUACCAACAGUAGACGAUGUUGAUGGAUUGAUAGUCACUUGUGUUGGUCAGAUGGCUGUUACAGCCGGCAGUGACCUUCUAUGGAAGCCUCUGAACCACGAGGUGUUGAUGCAUACACGUAGUGAAAAGCUCCGUACCCGUAUGCUGGGUUUACGAAUUGUUAAGUACCUUGUGGAUAAUUUGAAAGAAGAAUAUCUUGUAUUCUUAGCUGAAACCAUCCCCUUCCUUGGUGAAUUACUCGAGGAUGUUGAAUUACAAGUUAAAUCUCUUGCACAAGAAAUUCUCAAGGAAAUGGAAUCAAUGAGUGGGGAAAGCCUUCGUCAAUACCUCUAAGGAUAUCAUUUGUAGGUCAGCCACUUUCAAACAGUGUGCAAGACAGUUUGAGGGUCAAAUUGCUAUCAAAUUUAAGGACGAUUCUGUUGGUUCAGUCAAGUCAGAAAUAUUCAAAUUGGAACCCCCUCUCCCAGUUUCUAGUGUAUAUAGAGUACAUCAAGAACCGCAGCCUAGUUUGAUAGGUAUGAUGUUCUGAAUUUUGGAAGGAAAGAAGCUGCAAAUUUUGACCUAUGCAGUUUGUAAGUGAUACUAGCAUAUUUAGCGUGCAUCAGUGUUUGUUAGUAGAAGUAGCAAUGUUAUUAUCCUUCUAAGUUUUUAAAGGUAUGCCUUGAAGAGCAUCAAAAUA
This is a messenger RNA of Daucus carota subsp. sativus, 6900 nucleotides long. RefSeq lists its product as uncharacterized. The transcript is spliced from 39 exons. The coding region runs from base 108 to 6554 and encodes 2148 amino acids. Gene Ontology annotation, biological process: maturation of SSU-rRNA from tricistronic rRNA transcript (SSU-rRNA, 5.8S rRNA, LSU-rRNA); positive regulation of transcription by RNA polymerase I. Gene Ontology annotation, molecular function: snoRNA binding. Gene Ontology annotation, cellular component: 90S preribosome; t-UTP complex; small-subunit processome. The record is from RefSeq and is a predicted model, not a curated record. NCBI's taxonomy places the organism in Eukaryota, Viridiplantae, Streptophyta, Magnoliopsida, Apiales, Apiaceae.